AUGCACGUCUCAGUGGUGACCGCAGAUGUGAUACUGCUCCUGAGUAUGGGGUGGUCAUCAGACUCUCUCUGCUCACCCAUGAUUUUUUACAGAGACUGCUGGAUCCAUCGCUAUCCAGGUCUCCAGGUGGACUUGGAGGAGUCUCAGAAGUUGGGAGCUCAGUUCCUGAAGUAUUAUUCUGAAAGCAAUGGCCAGAAAUGCAGUCGGAGCUGCUGCCUUAGGAAAGAUGUGUCCUGUAACCUGGCCGUCUUCUUCCACGAUCCCAUCCAUGACAAUGUCAACUGCCUCCACAUUCACUGCCCCACACUGGAGAGCUGCAUAUUACAGCCUGGAGCCAGUGCCAUUUUGUACAACAUCUCAGAAGGUAUAGAUCCUGAUUUGCUGGUCUUUGAAUCACCUCCCAAAUAUCUAAAUACUCGGUCUUCAUCUAAUAAGUGGGACAGACUAAAGAUUAUAAAGGCUGUGAAUUUAGAUAAACAACAUACCACCAUGGUAAACCAAAUGCUGCUGUCAAUACAGGUUCCACCCUCGACUACAAAUCAAGAUUCGGUUAUAAGUACAAACAACGCCAGUUAUUCCAAGGAAUUAGCCACUGAUCCUUGGGCAAGAUUAAUUUCUGUGAAAGACUCUAAAACCACAAAGGUAACUAUGGUGUCACCAAGGACUGAUUUCAUCAACAAUCCAGAUGACAAGACCAUUUCUCCUUUCUUUGUGCCCACAGAUACAAAACUCUCUCAUGUGCCUGUUCCAUCCCGACUCAACAGUAGCAAACAAUUACUAAACAAAACCAAGGUGUACAACCCCAGAAACCACACGCCUGAGCCUGGAGACGAGAUGCCUGGUGGAGCACCUGAUGGAAUGGUUUCAAAGACUUGGCUGGUUCCUGUGGCACUUUGUUCCACUGUCAUUUUUCUUUGCUUUUGUAUAGCCAUCUUGAUAUCUGGACACUGUCGAAAGCAUCAGGGCCAGUAUAAACCAGGACAGAAAGUCAGGAUGCAGGCAAAUUAUAAAAAUCCACCAUUCUGA
This is a messenger RNA of Elephantulus edwardii (Cape elephant shrew), 1026 nucleotides long. RefSeq names its product MANSC domain containing 4 (gene MANSC4). The record is from RefSeq and is a predicted model, not a curated record. The coding region runs from base 1 to 1026 and encodes 341 amino acids. The transcript has 3 exons. NCBI's taxonomy places the organism in Eukaryota, Metazoa, Chordata, Mammalia, Macroscelidea, Macroscelididae.